This is a messenger RNA of Lepus europaeus (European hare), 1726 nucleotides long. It is a transcript of the gene SNTB2, whose product is annotated as syntrophin beta 2. The transcript has 7 exons. NCBI's taxonomy places the organism in Eukaryota, Metazoa, Chordata, Mammalia, Lagomorpha, Leporidae. Gene Ontology annotation, molecular function: structural molecule activity; protein binding. The record is from RefSeq and is a predicted model, not a curated record. Gene Ontology annotation, cellular component: intracellular anatomical structure; dystrophin-associated glycoprotein complex; synapse. The coding region runs from base 14 to 1627 and encodes 537 amino acids.
CUGCCUGACUGGAAUGAGGGUAGCGGCGGCGGCGGGAGCGGGGCCGGCCAUGGCGGUGUGGACGCGGGCCACUAAAGCGGGGCUGGUGGAGCUGCUCCUGAGGGAGCGCUGGGUCCGAGUGGUGGCCGAGCUGAGCGGGGAGAGCCUGAGCCUGACCGGGGACGCCGCGGGGGCCGACCCCGAGCCCGCUCUGGGGCCGCCAGCGGCCGCCUUCAACGGCCUCCCGAACGGCGGCGGCGCCGGCGACUCGCUGCCGGGGAGCCCGAGCCGCGGCCUGGGGUCCCCGAGCCCGCCGGCGCCGCCGCGGAGCCCCGCGGGCGAGGCGGGCGCGUCGCCGCCCGUGCGCCGGGUGCGGGUGGUGAAGCAGGAGGCGGGCGGCCUGGGCAUCAGCAUCAAGGGCGGCCGCGAGAACCGGAUGCCGAUCCUCAUCUCCAAGAUCUUCCCGGGGCUGGCGGCCGACCAGAGCCGGGCUCUGCGGCUGGGCGACGCCAUCCUGUCGGUGAACGGCACGGACCUGCGCCAGGCCACCCACGACCAGGCCGUGCAGGCGCUGAAGCGCGCGGGCAAGGAGGUGCUGCUGGAGGUCAAGUUCAUCCGAGAAGUCACACCAUAUAUCAAGAAGCCAUCGUUAGUAUCAGAUCUGCCCUGGGAAGGUGCAGCUCCCCAGUCACCAAGCUUUAGUGGCAGCGAGGACUCUGGUUCUCCAAAACACCAAAACAGCACUAAGGACAGAAAAGUCAUCCCUCUCAAAAUGUGCUUUGCUGCUAGAAACCUAAGCAUGCCGGAUCUGGAGAACAGAUUGAUAGAGCUACAUUCUCCUGAUAGCAGGAACACGUUGAUCCUACGCUGCAAAGACACAGCCACAGCACACUCCUGGUUCGUAGCUAUCCACACCAACAUAAUGGCUCUCCUCCCACAGGUGUUGGCUGAACUCAAUACCAUGCUUGGUGCAACCAGUACAGCAGGAGGCAGCAAGGAGGUCAAGCACAUUGCCUGGCUGGCAGAGCAGGCAAAACUAGAUGGUGGAAGACAGCAAUGGAGACCCAUCCUCAUGGCUGUGACCGAGAAGGACCUACUACUUUAUGACUGUAUGCCAUGGACAAGAGAUGCCUGGGCGUCACCAUGUCAUAGCUACCCUCUGGUUGCUACAAGGUUGGUUCACUCUGGCUCUGGAUGCCGGUCCCCCUCACUUGGAUCUGACCUUACCUUUGCUACCAGGACAGGCUCUCGACAGGGCAUUGAGAUGCAUCUCUUCAGAGUGGAGACACACCGGGACCUGUCCACCUGGACCAGGACACUUGUCCAGGGUUGUCACGCUGCGGCUGAGCUGAUCAAGGAGGUCUCUCUAGGUUGCACAUUAAAUGGCCAAGAGGUAAGAUUCACUGUCCACUAUGAGAAUGGGUUCACUAUCUCCAGGGAAGAUGCAGGCACCAGCAGCAUACUGUACCGCUACCCCUUUGAGAGGCUGAAAAUGUCUGCUGAUGACGGCAUCAGAAAUCUCUAUCUGGAUUUCGGUGGCCCUGAGGGAGAACUGACCAUGGACCUGCACUCCUGUCCAAAGCCGAUUGUAUUCGUGUUGCAUACCUUCUUGUCGGCCAAAGUCACCCGCAUGGGACUGCUUGUAUGAGCAGCAAAAAAAUCAGAAAAGAGCCUUGACUGUCAAAAGAAGUAUUCUCACCUCAAAAAAGGAAAAAAAAAAAAAAGCACAAAAAGAAAGCUCUUUGCU